This is a messenger RNA of Phaethon lepturus (White-tailed tropicbird), 1089 nucleotides long. RefSeq names its product cytoplasmic FMR1-interacting protein 2-like. The transcript has 8 exons. Gene Ontology annotation, biological process: regulation of actin filament polymerization; apoptotic process; cell morphogenesis. The annotation marks the transcript as partial. The record is from RefSeq and is a predicted model, not a curated record. Gene Ontology annotation, molecular function: small GTPase binding. Gene Ontology annotation, cellular component: synapse; neuron projection. NCBI's taxonomy places the organism in Eukaryota, Metazoa, Chordata, Aves, Phaethontiformes, Phaethontidae.
CCUCUCAACAUUGCCUACAGUCACAUCUAUAGCUCCUACCGCAAUUUUGUGGGGCCACCUCAUUUCAAGACGAUCUGCAGGCUUCUUGGCUAUCAGGGCAUCGCAGUGGUCAUGGAAGAGCUACUGAAGAUCGUCAAGAGCCUGCUACAAGGCACCAUCCUGCAGUACGUGAAGACUCUGAUUGAAGUAAUGCCCAAGAUAUGCCGCUUGCCAAGACAUGAAUAUGGCUCUCCAGGAAUCCUGGAGUUUUUCCACCAUCAGCUGAAGGACAUCAUUGAGUACGCAGAGCUGAAGACCGACGUAUUCCAGAGCCUCAGAGAAGUGGGCAAUGCCAUUCUCUUCUGCCUCCUUAUUGAGCAGGCUUUGUCCCAGGAAGAAGUUUGUGAUUUGCUGCAUGCUGCUCCCUUCCAAAAUAUUUUGCCCAGGGUCUACAUCAAAGAAGGAGAACGCUUGGAGGUGCGCAUGAAGCGUCUCGAAGCCAAGUAUGCCCCACUUCACCUGGUUCCCUUAAUAGAGAGGCUGGGCACUCCGCAGCAAAUAGCCAUUGCCCGGGAGGGUGACUUGCUGACCAAGGAGCGGUUAUGCUGCGGGCUGUCCAUGUUCGAGGUGAUCCUGACGCGAAUUAGGAGCUACCUGCAGGACCCGAUCUGGCGCGGGCCACCCCCGACGAACGGGGUCAUGCACGUGGACGAGUGCGUGGAGUUUCACCGGCUCUGGAGUGCCAUGCAGUUUGUGUACUGCAUCCCCGUGGGCACCAACGAGUUCACUGCAGAGCAGUGCUUUGGAGAUGGUCUGAACUGGGCAGGUUGCUCUAUCAUUGUUCUCCUUGGACAGCAACGGCGCUUUGACCUCUUUGACUUCUGCUACCACCUGCUGAAGGUGCAGAGGCAGGACGGGAAGGAUGAAAUCAUAAAAAAUGUGCCCUUAAAGAAGAUGGCCGACAGAAUCAGGAAGUAUCAGAUCCUGAACAACGAGAUUUUUGCCAUCCUGAACAAGUACAUGAAGUCGGUGGAAACAGACAGUUCCACGGUGGAGCACGUGCGCUGCUUCCAGCCCCCAAUCCACCAGUCGCUGGCCACCACCUGCUAG